Molecule: messenger RNA, 1923 nt
Organism: Chrysoperla carnea
Lineage: Eukaryota; Metazoa; Arthropoda; Insecta; Neuroptera; Chrysopidae
Product: myrosinase 1-like
Exons: 9
Coding region: 1-1923 (640 amino acids)
Biological process (GO): carbohydrate metabolic process
Molecular function (GO): beta-glucosidase activity
Source: RefSeq, a predicted model, not a curated record
AUGUAUUGGAUACGACGUCCAGUAUCACCAACAUUACAAAUAAGUUUAAGUUUAGCGGCUGCUGAUGGUGUUGCAUCGUUUUUAUUGGGUUUUGGUUUAUUCUUAAAUAGUUUAUUACCACAAAUCAUAGAUAUUCAAGGAUUGGAUUGUUAUCAAUUAACACUGGAAACAUUUCGUGUCUCGUCAGUAAUAUGUUCCGUGCUACAUUUAUUAGCAUUAACUGGUAACCAUUAUUUGGGUAUAUUAAAGCCCUUACAAUAUUCAUCGUUAAUGACUGGACGCAAUACAAAAAUUAUGUUGUUGUUUUUAUGGCUGGUACCAAAUACAUUUUACUUCGUAUAUUUUACAAAGGAAGGAUUUUUAUAUGAUUGUGAAUCAGAGUAUGCAUCGGAUGAUUGGCAAACUCACGUACAAGAAUUAACCACAGAACAUCAUUUUUUUUGGGGUGUAGGGACAGGUGCAUAUCAAAUUGAAGGCGGAUGGAGUCAAGAUGGAAAAGGGGAAAGCAUCUGGGACGUUUAUACCCAUAAAUUUCCACAUCGAAUUAUAGAUCAAAGUAACGGUGACAUAGCAUGUGACUCAUACAAUAAUUUAGAGCGUGAUCUAAAAAUGGUCAGCACAUUAAAUGUUGAUUAUUAUCGAAUUUCAAUAUCGUGGUCACGAAUUUUGCCUGAUGGUGGUUUAAGUGAUCAAUUAAAUGAGAAAGGAUUAAAUUAUUAUCAUCGAUUGUUUGAUGGACUGUUGGCAAAAAAUAUCACACCAAUGGUUACAAUCUAUCAUUGGGGAUUACCAAAAACACUCAGUAUAUUAGGUGGAUGGCAAAACGAAUUAAUUAUUCUAUAUUUUGAGAAAUAUGCUAGAAUCUUAUUUGAAAAUUUUGGCGAGAAAGUAAAAAUGUGGGUAACCGUUAAUGAACCGUAUAAUAUAUGUGAACAGGGUUACGGAGAAGUUAUAUAUGCUCCAGAGGAAUAUGUUCCGGGAGUUAGUAAUUAUUUAUGCAUGCAUAAUUUAUUGAAAGCACAUGCACGUGUUUAUCAUUUGUAUCAGAAUAAAUUUAAGGCUCAACAAAAUGGUUUAGUGGGCUAUGCUACCAGUUUUGUGUACACUUUGCCAUAUUCUCAAGACCAAGAUGAUAUUGAUUCGGCAAAUCGAGGAAAUGCAUUUCUUGGAUGGUAUGUAGAUCCAAUUUUCGGACCAAAUGGAGAUUAUAGCAAAACUGUUAAGGAAAAUAUCGCGAUGAUUUCAAAAUUACAAGGUUUAAAAAAAUCUCGAUUACCCCAAUUUACGAAAGAAGAAAUAGAAUAUAUUAAAGGAAGCGCAGAUUUUUUGGGUAUAAAUUAUUACACAGCUAAUUUGGCACGUACAAAAAAAAAUCCAGCCUUAACCAAUCCAACGUUUGAAGAUGACAUGCGCAUUAUGUUUCAUAAAGAUCCAAAUUGGGAACGAACAGAAGCUGAUUGGCAAAGGAUAGCUCCCGAAGGAUUAAAAGCCGGUUUACAUUAUAUUCAAAACUAUUAUAACAAUCCACUAACAAUUCUAACUGAAAUUGGAUGUGUAGGAGCUAAAGAUGCCGAUGACGAGCAAGUUAUUAAAUAUUAUAAAGAUCAUAUUAAAAUAGUGCAUGAACAUGUCACGAAGGAGGGCGGUAAUGUUCGCGGAUUUUUAGCAUGGAGUUUAAUGGAUAGUUUUGAAUGGAAUUUCGGUUAUUCAAUUUUCUUUGGAUUGUAUCGAACUAAUUUCUCAGAUCCCAAACGAUCAACAAGUAUUAAAAAAUCUGGGGAAUUUUUUCGGCAAUUAAAUGAUUUAUCUAAGGAGGCUCGCCAACGAAAAAGUAUAAAAUUAUUGGAACCAUCAGAACUUAUACAAAAUGAUAUAUCUUCAAGUCGAAGUUUCAAAGAGUAUGUUGCAUAUGUAAAAGUAUGA